AUGGCCCACACCCACCACGAUCACGGCGGCAUGGAUAUGCCUGGCGACGAUUCGCCAAUGUGCAGUAUGAAUAUGCUCUUCACCUGGUCAACCGAAAAUCUCUGCAUCGUCUUCCCCCAAUGGCGAGUCACCGGCACCUGGUCCCUCAUCACCUCCCUCAUCGCCGUGGUGGUGUUGACAGCCGGCUACGAAGCCUUGCGCGCCAUGUCACGGGGAUACGAAGAGCGGCAGGCUCGAAUGAUGUCUGCGCGAGAGCAGAGAGUAGGCGGAAGGGGCUCGCAGGAGAAGCAAGGGAAGUUGGUCAAGGCGACGUUUUAUGGUGUGCAGGUGUUUUAUUCCAUGUUCAUCAUGCUCUUGUUCAUGACGUACAACGGGUGGAUCAUGCUUGCAGUUGGUUUUGGAGCUUUCCUUGGGUACCUCGCAUUUGGCGGCGGAAGCAGUUCUAGUAAAAGCUCUGCUUGUCACUAA
Molecule: messenger RNA, 468 nt
Organism: Saxophila tyrrhenica
Lineage: Eukaryota; Fungi; Ascomycota; Dothideomycetes; Mycosphaerellales; Extremaceae
Gene: CTR2
Product: copper transpport protein
Exons: 4
Coding region: 1-468 (155 amino acids)
Biological process (GO): copper ion transmembrane transport
Cellular component (GO): plasma membrane
Molecular function (GO): copper ion transmembrane transporter activity
Source: RefSeq, a predicted model, not a curated record